Meloidogyne enterolobii is the source of this 1026-nucleotide messenger RNA. NCBI's taxonomy places the organism in Eukaryota, Metazoa, Nematoda, Chromadorea, Rhabditida, Meloidogynidae. The record is from the annotation of a GenBank genome assembly.
UUUUUAGAAAAAUGGGUUUUGAUAGUGAAAGAAUGAGACAAGCGUCAUUGAAGCGUAAAGAAAAGAAAGAAAAACGUAGACAACGCGCACGAAAAGCAUUACAAGCAAAGAUUAAAAAACAACGGUAACGAAAAGCUGCUUUAAGCGAUCAUUGUUAUUUUAACCAAAGUUCAUAUGUAGAGGCUGGUCCUUCAAACGAGCAGAACAUCCCCAAAAACAAGGAAGUUUCUACUCAAACAUUUUCUCCAACAAAAUCUGUAGCUACACAAUCAAUAAUAGAGUUUUUGAAAAGAAGAAUGCAACCACGACCAAAACAACAGCUAAAGACAAGGAAAAACCAGCUUCAACAACCACACGUGGUCGUAAGCCAAAGAAGCAACAAGAACACGAGGAUAAUGAGGAGAGAAUGAUGGAAAUGUUGUUACCGAAAAGAAAUCUAAGGGACGUUCCAGAGGUGGUUCUAAACAAGGUUUAUAUUUUUUUAAAUUUUUGAUUCUCAAAAUUUCGAAAUUUAAUUAGCGUUUAAUUCGCCAAAUUUUUUACUCUUUUUUUGUGUUUUUAAAAAUUAAUUUAAAUAUUACGGUUUUAGUAUUUUCAGAUUUAACGAGCUGGAUACAGAAUUUAUUGACCAACUUAUUGAAAGUAUUUUUGUUCUUCACCGGCGACACUUGAAAUGCUUCUUUGCUUAUUGUUAUACAGCAGCUGCUCUGAUUUUACUUUCUUCAUUGACCUCGUCGAUUUCAGCUUCGCCGAUUCCUCUUUUUCUUCACAUGGCCGAAGUUAAAUGUGUCUUCGAUACCGCAGAAAUGAUCCACAGUCCUCGACAAGAAAGUUCAUUUAAGUAUAUUAAAUUAUUCAACAUUACUACGUUUGGAAAAAAGAAAAAAGAGAGGGGAUUUGAAACUUGGGGUUACAUUAAAAUUCGAGAAAAAUAAAUAUUCACCAACAUUGUUGAAGGCAAUUUUAUUGAGAAACUUUGAUAUCUUAUGGAAUAGAUAUGGCUUUAUAUCCAUGUUUACUGCUUUU